AAUCUUAGACUUACAUUGCUAAAGGAGAGAAGCAUUAAAUUAACAUGGAUUCCUGGUGGAAAAGCACACGACCAAACCGUUGUGUAUGAUAUUGCUUGCAAAAUUCUGUGUGAAACGGAGUUUUGUGCACCAGACCAAUGCAAACAUCUAAAAUUUGCACCAGCAUCGAAAAAUGUUCGCCAAACCAACGUUAUCAUUUCUGGAUUCAACGAACAUGACUUGCAAUAUAUUUUUGAAGUUCGUACAAAGAAUAACUCACUCAAAUAUUCAGAAUGGUAUGAAGACAUUAUUUGGAAUUACGUGGCAAUCAAUUAUACUGCAGAUUUUAAGGAGCCCAUUUUGCUUGAUUCAAAAUCUGUGAGCAUUGUCGAUAUCAUCAUUGGUGUAUCAGUUUUCCUCCUCACUUUAGUUGUGGCGAUUUUUGUUGCCCGCUUUUACAACAGAUGGAGACGAAGAAAAGAAGCUCCUGGUUUUGAUGAUGAAAAUGAUGAAUAUUUGACAGCAACUGAAAUUUCAUUGACAGACAUAACAGCGCACUAUGUGAAUCCAACUGACUAUGAUCGUGUUGAAAACGUCUUGCAAAAAUUUACCAUCCAAUUGAAUGAAAAAGAUCUUAAAACGGAAGUCAUUAUUGGCGAAGGUGAGUUUGGUGUUGUUUGGAAAGGAUUUCUGAAAAAGAAUAGAAAUGAAACAACUGUUGCUGUGAAAUGCCUUCGAAGCGGCUUGUCACCGAAACAUCGUCAUGAUUUUCUUGCUGAGGCAUCAGUAAUGGGACAAUUUAAACAUCCUAACAUCAUUUCAUUGUAUGGUGUUAUUGUCAAAAAGCAAACUGUGAAAAUUGUCAUGGAAUAUAUGACAAAUGGUUCAUUGAAUCACUACUUAAUGAAAAAUAAUGGAAAACUAAUUCUUUUGCAAUUGCUUGGCAUGGCUCGUGGAAUUGCAUCCGGAAUGAAUUAUCUUUCUGGACGAAAUUUCAUACACAGAGAUCUUGCUGCAAGAAACAUACUUGUUGACGAACAAAUGAUUUGUAAAGUGUCUGAUUUUGGGCUUACUCGUGAGAUUUGCCAAACAUCGAACUACGAAACUAGGGGAGGAAAAAUUCCCAUUCGCUGGACAGCACCUGAAGUGAUAAAACAUCGAAAGUCUUUCAAAGCGAGUGAUGUUUGGAGUUACGGUGUUGUUUUAUGGGAGAUUAUGGCAUAUGGUCAGCGGCCGUAUUGGGAAUGGGAUAAUUUUCGUGUUUUACAAGAACUAGAAAAUGGUUACAGACUUCCUGCUCCAUUGAAAUGUCCAAAGUCAGUUCAUACACUGAUGCUUGAUUGCUGGGAAAAAGAGCGAACAAGUCGACCAACAUUUUUACAAAUUAUUGAGAGGCUUGAUGAUUGGAUACGUUCACCAGAAACAGUACAUUAUUCACCAGAGAUAAAAUUAAGAAAAAACAUCAAAGAAAUUCAGUCGCCAAUUAGUGAUUGGCUCGACUCUAUUAAAAUGGGGAAGUAUGCAGUUAACUUUCACGACGCUGGAUAUGAUCGAUUAAGUCAGAUAAUGAACUUAACUGAGCAGGAUUUAACUGAGAUGGGAAUCACUCUGAUUGGUCAUAGACAUAAGAUACAUCAGAGUAUACCAUUGAUCACGUGAUAAUUAGCUCUGAAAAUUUUAAGUCAAGUUUUUCUCGCCACGAAAAAUAAGAGGAUUUACUUAUCAUUUUUUUGUUAUUCGAGAUUUGCUGUAUCAUAGUUUGUGGGAUAAAAGACUUAUGCAAGAAACAAAUUUGACGUGGACAAAUUUAUAGCUUUUGCUAUAUUUCUUGUGUUUAACACAACAGUUGUUUUGUUCUAUUGUUUGGUUCAAGAAGAAUUACUUAAGAAAAGUGCUAUUUUAAUGGCAAAGACAAGAUUUAUUUAGUUCAAAUUUUUGGUUUGUAUAAUAAUUGAUCAAUGAUGUUAAUAUUUGUAAUUAGUUUAUAACAUUUGGUUAAUAUAUCAGUAGUUCUAUA
Messenger RNA from Xenia sp. Carnegie-2017, 1996 nucleotides. RefSeq names its product ephrin type-A receptor 8-like. Gene Ontology annotation, molecular function: transmembrane-ephrin receptor activity; ATP binding; protein binding. Bases 769 to 1638 code for a protein of 289 amino acids. The record is from RefSeq and is a predicted model, not a curated record. Gene Ontology annotation, biological process: protein phosphorylation; axon guidance. The transcript is spliced from 13 exons. Gene Ontology annotation, cellular component: neuron projection. Lineage: Eukaryota; Metazoa; Cnidaria; Anthozoa; Malacalcyonacea; Xeniidae.